UGUGACCGGAUUUGGGGACGUAUAGAGUUUCGUCGCUCUCACUGGAGGCGACCAUUUUGUAGUGGAUCAGCCAAGAUGAAGCAUUUUGCGACUCUCGCGGUCAUUCUCGCGGUUUUUUCGCAGAGCUGUGACGUGGACGCAUUCUGUGGGGACAGAGUUCUGUCAGGUAAACUCGCUCGCGCGUCCGUCCGGGCAGGAGAAUGGGUCCAAGACAACCUUCGGCGUAACCUAGUAACCACUGAUGGUCACGUCCUGGCGUCAGCUGCGCAAGCGCUAAGGCUUGUGGGAUUCAGCCUAAACGAAACCGCUGACGACAUUGAAGCGCGCAUGCAAUCCGAGAUAACGACCGCUGGACUGAAGACAAUACCGAUGGGGCGUGUUGCGCAGUACAUUCACGGUGUGUUUAGCAUCUGCGCAGACCCUAGAGCUUUCCACGAGCAUAACCUUGUCAAAGAGCUAAAACUAGGCACCAGUCGAUUCCCAGAGCAGAACUUUGACCAUUUUUUCCAAUACAGCACCGCUGUGCUCGCUUUGUGUGUCAGCGGUUACACGCACGCGUCCUUUCUCACCAGGCCUCUAGUAAACCAAAUGCUCACGUGGUCAAAAAGUAAAAAAUCUUAUAACGCCGAUACAGUUGCCGUAGCUACCAUGGCGCUGUCCUGUAUGUAUGGCGGGCGCAGAUCUGGCUCGGUUAAAGACAGGGAAAAUCAUCGUAGAGUUCGCGCGGUGAUAAAGAAGGCGACAAAAUGGCUGGCUAAGCAGCAGCGACGAGAUGGGUCUUCCGGUGAUGGCGUGACCACGGCACUCGUCUCACAGGCUCUCCUUUCGGCUGAAAGUAUCGCGGGCUCGUUCAAAAAGUGGGAAUGCGCCGCGAGUCUGCGAUACCUAGUUCAGCAGCAGCAAAGUGACGGAUCCUAUGGCGACCUGAUGUCAACCAUCCAGAUAAUGCCCGUACUGGUUGGAGCGAUACCCGCUGACCUCAGAAGCCUCAAGUGCCAGGAGAAGUCAGAGAGAUCCCAAGAGCUUAUACAAGUCUGCGUUCAGCUCCAGAUCCCCCAAAGCGCCAUCAACCAUCUCUCCUCCCCACCCCCUCCCCCCUUGUAUCUAAAUUUCACCAGCGGAACUAACGCCCAUAAGAUUCUCCGCCUAGCGGCUCAACAUGACCAGCGGUAUGCCUUCACCACGCGCAAGAGCAGUUACGGUCACAUGAUCACGUCCAUAUAUGGUCUUGAGGAAAGACCCGAGAAGAAGAUGCACUGGAUGUUGUUUGCGACACAAGACAAGAUGGCGUCCACUGGGAUUGAUGGCUACCGCCCGCAGCACGGCUCUUGUGUCAUUUUUAAGUAUAUGAAUGUUUAAAGUCUGUACAAAAUGUGUACACACUGUCCAAAUUGAAUAUACCAGGGGCGUGUCUAAAUAACAGGGGAAGGGUAGGGUCCAAAGUAGUAAUUCACUGAUCACGGAAAAUCGGCACCCUUAGCUCUGGUAAUAGGUCACUAGAUCUAUCUAGAAACUUCUCUAUCGAAAUACACACAUAAAACUGA
This is a messenger RNA of Nematostella vectensis (starlet sea anemone), 1544 nucleotides long. RefSeq lists its product as uncharacterized. Gene Ontology annotation, molecular function: cobalamin binding. The transcript has 4 exons. Lineage: Eukaryota; Metazoa; Cnidaria; Anthozoa; Actiniaria; Edwardsiidae. The record is from RefSeq and is a predicted model, not a curated record. Gene Ontology annotation, biological process: cobalamin transport. Bases 76 to 1359 code for a protein of 427 amino acids.